Messenger RNA from Chionomys nivalis (European snow vole), 1624 nucleotides. RefSeq names its product sorting nexin 15 (gene Snx15). The transcript is spliced from 8 exons. The coding region runs from base 141 to 1154 and encodes 337 amino acids. Gene Ontology annotation, molecular function: phosphatidylinositol binding. The record is from RefSeq and is a predicted model, not a curated record. NCBI's taxonomy places the organism in Eukaryota, Metazoa, Chordata, Mammalia, Rodentia, Cricetidae.
CAGCUGUGUCACUUGCGACUAGGUCCCUGGACCUGAAGAAGAAGGGCGCAGGCCCGAGCCCGGCGGUGGCAGCUGGCCGAACACACGGAGCGGGGACAGGACGACGCGCAGGAGGAGGAGCUUGCCGCCAGCUCACUGUCAUGUCGCGCCAGGCAAAGGAUGACUUCCUGCGGCACUACACUGUCUCGGACCCCAGGACCCACCCCAAAGGCUACACGGAGUACAAAGUAACCGCGCAGUUCAUCUCAAAGAAGGACCCAGAGGACAUCAAAGAGGUUGUAGUCUGGAAGCGAUACAGUGACUUCCGUAAGCUGCAUGGGGACUUGGCCUAUACUCACCGCAACCUCUUCAGGCGGCUAGAAGAGUUUCCAGCUUUCCCCCGUGCUCAGGUGUUUGGGCGGUUUGAAGCCUCUGUGAUUGAAGAGAGGCGCAAGGGUGCGGAGGACCUGCUGCGCUUCACAGUACCCAUCCCUGCACUCAACAACAGCCCCCAGCUCAAGGAGUUUUUCCGGGGUGGGGAGGUAACGCGGCCCUCUGAGGUGUCCAGGGACCUGCGCAUCCUGCCACCCCCUCUCAUCCCCACACCACCUCUUGAUGAGCCCCGGCUCCUCCAGCCACUGCCUGCAGAAAGGAGGGGCCAGGAGGAGCUGGAUGUACCAGUGGAUCCCCUGCCUUCUAGUCCUGCCCAGGAGGCCUUGGAUCUUCUCUUCAGCUGUGGCAGCACUGAGGAAGCAUCCAGCUCCCCAGCCCGAGGUCCCCUCUCUGACGCCGAACUUGCCCUUUUCGACCCUUACUCCAAAGAGGAAAGUACAGGCACCAGCCCCACCCAUACCAGUGAGCUAGCAGCCAUGGAGGUACAGUCCAAAAGGCUGGACCAGGAACCCUGGGAGCCAGGAGGACAGGAGAAGGGAGAGGCUGAAGAUGGAGAACCUGCCCCAGCUUAUCUGAGCCAGGCCACAGAGUUCAUCACUCAAGCGCUGCGGAAAGAGAAGGCUGGCGCCUAUGCCGCUGCGCUCCAAGACUACCAAGAUGGGGUGCACAUCCUCCUCCAGGGUGUCUCGGGUGACCCGUCCCCUGCCCGCCGGGAAGGUGUGAAGAAGAAGGCAGCUGAGUACCUGAGGCGGGCAGAGACCCUCCAAGUGCACUUGCCUUGAGGGCACCCUUCCUGGGAUGUCAGCUCCAGCACUGCCAGCCUCCUCUUCUCCUUUUCUUGGGACCCGGUCUUGUUUCCCUGCUCUUGUAACCCAGGGACCUUAUCGGUAUUAACUGGAUCAAGUAAGAGAAAAGCAAAGACUUCUCAGCUCUGACCUGCCUGCCUCCUUGGAAUCAGACUUGAACUUCUGGUCCCGCCUGUCUCUUUAUGUGAGUGGCAUCUGGGCCACAAAUCUGUCAGUUCACCCCCCUAGAGCCAGGGUCUGCAGCCUGCAGUCUGCGCCAGACCUGGCCCACUGCCUUUUUUUGUAAGGCCGUCAAGCUACAAGGGUUUUUCCUUUCGUUUUUGUUUUAUUGGUUUUGUUUUUUUUUUUUUUUUUUUUUUUUGUUAAUGGUUGGUUGGAAGGAAAAGGAUUCUUUGACCAAUUUAUAAAAUUUAAAUGUAUGUGAAUAAAAAGGAGUCAGAACAUAA